CGGUGUUAUGAUGCUCGAGAACGAUAUCGGGUGUAACCUCACGACUUGUAGAAGUUUUAUUAUUUUUCAAGCUACGUGGAUAUUUGUGGAACAGAGUCGAGAUCGAUCGGAAUUGCACAGAACGUCUCGCAGUGAUGUUCAGUGAAGGUGAAGAGGUACUUGCCAAGUUGCCGAAUACUUCUGAAUAUUAUAAAGGGAGGAUUCUCAAUGUUAAAGGUGAUCAGUACAAGAUCAAAUUCGAAACCGGUGCUCAGCAUACAGUCAGUGAAAUGGAUAUUAAGGUUGAAAGGAGAGGGAGGACUCCAACUAGAAUAAGCAACAGGAUAGCUGGGAAGAGUCCUAUGAGACAAAGAUAUUCUCCCAGCAGGAAGUCCCCAAGUAAGCGAUCGCCUGCCAGACAGUCGAUGUACACACCGACUAAGAAAUUGCCUGUUCGUAAUACACGUCUUGCAAAAGUAUCUCUGUCACGUAUAGAUAUCGAAAGUGAUAAUAUAAAUAAUCACAAAACAGAAAGCGAUAUGAAAAAAAUUGACGAGAGCCCGACUGAAACAAUGCCUCUGCAACAACGUUUAGAUGAAAUCAGAACUACACUGAUGCGUAGAGCACGAAUGUCGAGCGUGACGAAAAUUGAGAAAGAGCGUACACCAAUUGUAUUGGUCAGAGAUAUUGACAGAGCUGCUUCGCUUCCAAUAGAGAGAAAAAGUUAUUUAUUCGAUUAUUCUCUAGCUGAACGAGGAAGAGGAUAUUCUAUGCAGCGAGAUAAAUUUCAGGAUCUGACAAAAGUUCCGCUACCACAGGAAAGUAGAGAAGAGAAACGAGUGACCUCGAUACCAGUAAACCGCGAUAAAGGAAUAAUCAGAAUUGAUCAACCUCAGGAAUGGGGUGGUUGGAUUGGGACGUCUUUCCUCAUAUUUUUAUUGCCGAUAUCCAUAAUUCUGCCGCAAUUUCUAUGCUGGAAAGGACUAUGUCAAUCUGAUCGUGUACAAUUUUCUACCGACUGGAGGGCUUACAUAAAUUUGCAUGGAUUUUUAACUUAUAUUGUAUAUCUAACAGUAUUGGCUUGCGUCUCGGUUGUACCGAUUGGAAAGAACGUGGACGGGCAACAGAGUAAAAUCGGAAAAUUGCAAUAUCGCAUAAAUGGAUUCGUAAGUGCUACUUUAGCAGUAGUAUUAUUCGGUUUAUGUGUAUAUAAGAAUGUUCCAAUCUCUGAUUAUAUUUUGGAAAAUUCCCUACAAUUGGCAAUCAGUGGCUGGCUUAUUGGGACAAUUUUAGCCUUGGGAUUGUAUGUUAAGGCAGAGAGAGCUUCAAUAGCUAACCUAAAUAUAUACGCGUCAACCAAUAGCAAAAUAUAUAACUUUUGGCAAGGCAAAGAAAUUAAUCCACGAAUUGGUAUUUUGGACGUCAAGUUGCUGUUGAUACGAGCUUCUCUCAUAGGCACGUUGAUUAUGAACAUAGCCAUUGCCACUAAAGCUAUCGGCAACGUGAGGACUUUAAAUAUCGAACAACUUGAUGUAUCUACGUUGUUAGUGAUCUCCUUGCAGCUUUUCUACAUUCUAGAUGGAUUGAUAUACGAAGCCACUAUCUUUACGUCCUUUGCGGUAAUGUACGAGGGAACUGGAUACAUGACGUGCGUUAGCCACUUGCUAUAUCCGUUCUUGCCAACUCUCACGACGAAAUUUAUGUUGUAUCACAAAUUACAAUUUAAUUACUACAUGGGCAUAUUCGUUUUAAUUUUCAUAAUGGGAUAUAUGUUAUACAGAAGUAGUAAUUCACGGAAAGAUGAGUUCAGGAAAAAUCCUGUCUCCCCGACAGUGCCUUACUUGGAAACUAUCCCAACAUCACGUGGGAAGAAGCUCAUGCUGUCCGGUCUGUGGGGUUACGUCAGACAUCCAAAUUAUUUAGGUGACAUCAUGAUGCAGUGGUCCAUUGCGGGUAUCAGUUUAGCGAUCGACCUUCUACCGUAUUACGCGGCUAUCUGUUGCACAUUAACGUUGGCUUAUAGAGCCGUGAGAGACAACAGACGUUGUCAAACACGUUACGGAUACGCAUGGGAGGAAUAUUGCUCGCGCGUAAAGUACAUGAUUUUAAAGUGCGUGUUUUAAAGCAAUAAAGGCGCAACAUUUUUAAGCACCAAAUUCCAUAUCAUAAAGAGAUGCUCAGUAUAUCUUAUAAGAAUUUUAAAUCAUAUACUUCAUGAUAUUUUUUCAUUAUAAGAUUAUGGCAAUGUAUAGUAACAUAUAGUAUAUUUUAAAUUCUUUAUCUACAUAUAAGAUCGGACAUGACAAGAUUGAGAUUAUGAACCAAAAGUAUUUUAUUGAUAUUGAAAAAUUUCAUUAGAUUAAGAUUAUAGGAUAAAACUUUUUAUGGACGACAAUAUUAAAGCAUGUAGAACACGUGUAGAACACGUUGCUGCAUAUUUUAAUGAAAUAAUAAAAUGUUUGUAACAUUAUAUUAGCAUCUUUUUAUAUUUAAAAUAUAUAUAUAGCUUUUAAGACACGUGCCUGUAAUAUGGAGCACUGAAAUGUGAAAAUACAAAUUAAUUAAGAAAUUUUA
Molecule: messenger RNA, 2553 nt
Organism: Harpegnathos saltator (Jerdon's jumping ant)
Lineage: Eukaryota; Metazoa; Arthropoda; Insecta; Hymenoptera; Formicidae
Gene: LBR
Product: lamin B receptor
Exons: 9
Coding region: 135-2102 (655 amino acids)
Biological process (GO): cholesterol biosynthetic process
Cellular component (GO): endoplasmic reticulum membrane; nuclear inner membrane
Molecular function (GO): Delta14-sterol reductase activity
Source: RefSeq, a predicted model, not a curated record